Messenger RNA from Parasteatoda tepidariorum (common house spider), 6921 nucleotides. RefSeq names its product chloride channel protein 2. Gene Ontology annotation, molecular function: voltage-gated chloride channel activity. NCBI's taxonomy places the organism in Eukaryota, Metazoa, Arthropoda, Arachnida, Araneae, Theridiidae. Gene Ontology annotation, biological process: transmembrane transport; chloride transport. The record is from RefSeq and is a predicted model, not a curated record. Gene Ontology annotation, cellular component: plasma membrane.
AUUAGUACUAAAACUUAGUAUUACCAUUGUUGACUGAAAAUGUAAGCGAUUUCAGUUGAGAAUCUUUUAGAAGUUUCAAUAUAUUUUGGAAAGUUUAGACAUCCAACUUAUUCAACCAUGCUACGAACUUCUGUUAUAGCAUCAAGAACAAAAAUCACGAUGGGGGAUAGAGAAAGAGCGGCGCUUGGUUAUGAGCAUACUUUGAUGUUUGGUCAGUAUCGGGAAGAUUUAGGAGAAUAUGCGAGAUUAGAAGCUUCAAGACUUAAAUCUUUAGAAAAGCUGCGUAAAAAAGAAGAAAAGCGUCGCCAGAAAGAACUCAAACCCUAUAGAAAUGCAAUUCAUAGAAAACUUGUUGGUUUUUGGCAGAACACUUUUGCAAGAUUAGGGGAAGACUGGUUUUUCUUAGCAUUCUUAGGGGUCAUUUCUUCUCUUCUUAGUUUCUCCAUGGAUUACUGUAUAUCAAUGUGUCAAAAAUCUCGGAUAUGGUUGUAUAGGGAUUUAACUGCUCAUCCUUUUCUACAGUACUUAGCCUGGGUUGCUUUACCUAUGUGCCUUAUUUUAUUUUCUGCUGGUUUUGUUCAUAUUAUGGCUCCCCAAGCCAUAGGAUCUGGCAUUCCUGAAAUGAAAACUAUCUUGAGAGGAGUGGUUCUCAAAGAAUAUUUGUCUUUACGCACAUUAAUUUCCAAAGUUAUUGGUCUAACAUGCACAUUAGGUAGUGGAAUGCCUCUAGGUAAAGAGGGUCCUUUUGUACAUAUAUCCAGCAUUUUAGCUACUAUGCUUAGCAAAUUAGUGAGUUCUUUCAAAGGAAUUCAUGAGAAUGAAUCUCGAGCCAAUGAGAUGCUGGCUGCUGCUUGUGCUGUCGGAGUUGCCUGUAGUUUUGCUGCUCCAAUCGGAGGUGUGUUAUUUAGCAUUGAAGUAACAUCCGUUUAUUUUGCGGUGAGGAAUUACUGGCGCGGUUUCUUUGCCGCUUGUUGUGGUGCUAUGGUUUGGAGGCUAUUGGGAGUAUGGUUUAAAAAUGAAGAAACUUUAACUGCAAUUUUUCGGACCAACUUUCACAUAGACUUUCCCUUUGAUCCACAGGAGUUGAUUGUGUUUGCAGGAAUUGGUGCAGUCUGUGGCCUGGGAGGAGCAUUCUUUGUGUGGUUUCACCGACAGAUUGUUUAUUUUAAUAGGAAGCAUAAAAGGAUGAAUGCAUUUCUCCAGCAAAAUCGUUUUAUAUAUCCAGCAUUAAUAACUCUCAUCAUUUCGACUAUGACAUUUCCAUUGGGUCUUGGACAAUUUAUGGCUGCAGAAUUGACUACCCAUGAGUCCAUGAAUGAAUUAUUUAGUAAUGUCACCUGGUCCAAUCAUCAUUUAGAAGUAGAUGAAGCUAUCAUUGUUAGUCACUGGACUACAAAAUAUACUAAUAUAUAUGCUAAUUUAGUUGUAUUUAUUAUUAUAACAUUCCUAACUAGUACUUUGGCUGCAACAUUACCUGUGCCAUCUGGUCUUUUUAUUCCUGUAUUUAAAAUGGGGGCUGCUUUUGGGAGACUUGUGGGAGAAUGUAUGGCAUCAUGGUUUCCUGAGGGCAUUACUCUUGGUGGGAGUGUCAACAGAAUAAUUCCUGGUGGAUAUGCUGUUGUUGGUGCUGCUGCCCUUUCCGGGAGUGUCACCCACACCAUUUCCACGUCAGUCAUUGUGUUUGAGUUGACUGGUCAGAUGUCGCAUAUUUUACCUGUGAUACUUGCUGUUUUGAUUGCCAAUGGUAUAUCUCAAGCUUUACAACCGUCCAUAUACGACAGUAUUAUACAAAUUAAAAAAUUGCCUUAUUUACCACCUAUAGUUUCUACAUCAUCUGAAGCUCACAAUGUGUAUGUUUCGGAUAUAAUGGUUCGAGAUGUUGUCAGUGUGUGGAGAGGCUGCUCAUACAAAGACCUGCGAAGCAUAUUAAAAUUGAAGAAGAGACUUCAGUUUUUCCCACUAGUCGAAUCUUUAGAGUCAAUGAUAUUACUGGGAUCAAUACAGAGGAUUGAGCUUUUACGUCUUCUGGAGUUGCAGUUAGGGCGAGAAAGAAGACUUCAAGAGGCACAAAAAAGGGCACAAUUAAACGAGUCUCCUAAGACACCUAGAGCUGAAAAGAAACUUUCCCGUUUUGAAGUCAUUCCAGUUCCAGGCAGUACAAGACCUUCUCCCAAGUGUUCUCCCCCUCCCUCCCCAGUAGCAACCCCAAAGUCACCCAAAAAGUCUUUUCUAAGAUAUUCACCUGUUAAUUCCCCGUAUAACACAAUCUCUUCACUCGAUACUAGACUGAAACAAGCAUUUGAAAAUGUCUUCAAGAAAGCAGUUUCAGACCCAUUUGAAAAAUUUGAAUCCAGUCUUCCUAACACUCCUUUGUCUAAAAGAUCACAAAAGCCCCAGAUAAUACUGGAUAUGUCCCCUGAAGAGCUUCUUGCAUGGGAAGAAGAUCAGCUAAAUGCGUUGGUAGACUUUGGUAAAUGCCAUGUAGAUCCUGCUCCGUUUCAACUUGUAGAAAGGACAACAUUAAUUAAAGUUCAUUCUUUAUUUUCAAUGUUAGGUCUUAAUUAUGCAUAUGUGACUGCUAUUGGGAGAUUAGUAGGAGUAGUUGCCUUAAAAGAGCUGCGGAAAGCCAUUGAAAACAUCAGCAGUGGCCUUUUUGUGCAGAGCUCUCACCAGUUCAGCCAUCAUGAUAGGUCUGAACCUCCAUCAGAAACACACUCAGAAUGCGAGGACAAUACGGACAUUGGCAAAGUAUCGGUCAAGAGACAGAGGUUUCAAGAGGACCGUCAUGCCUCCAAUGUAUGAGAAGAGUUACUCAUUCUUUCUUCCAAGACUGUGGUGAUACUUAUACUUUAUCAGUAUUCUAUGCAUUUAUGUUUGCUAUUUAUUUUCUGUUCUCCAAAACGCUUGUUGCUUUUGUGCAGCUAAGACGAGAACUAGAAAUUUUCAUUUGUUUCCUACAUUUAUGAAUGCCUUAAUGCUUUUUUUGUGCUAUGCAUCUUGUCACUAAAUAGAGUUUUUAUUUUGAGAAUGGCUGGAACUCGAUUGCCCAAGUAAUUGGACCUAGAUCUAUUUCGGAUUAUGAGAGUACUCAGAUUAUAGAGGUAAUAUUGUUUUUAACCUAUUUUCAUCAAUUUAUUCUGAAAAUCAAGUUUUUAUUUUUUUAUAAUAAUGGCACAUAUUUAAUUUUUAUUUGACAAUUUGAUAAACAACUUUUUGUCAAAUAAGUAAAAAGCUAUUUUAUUUUAAAAUUCACUUGCAUAAUUUUAAUAGACAGUCAAGCAAAAUAACUCUAGUUAUGAAAUGUGGCAGUUAUAUGUAAAAAAAAAAAGUAUUGCAAUUUUCAGAUUUCUUAAACAAAACCGAAACAAUUAAGUUAACAAACUAAUAAAACGUUUAGUUGUUAUUCUAAUAAAAUAAUCAAUUUUAUGUAAUCAUGCAAUGCAAAGAUAUUUUUUUAAAAAUUUUAUUUUGAAGGCCUUGUGUAUAGAAGUUUCAAGUAGCUCUUCUCUUUUUAUUCAUUAAACCAAUUAUUCAUUGAAAAGAAAGGAAGCUUCAUAAAGGACUUUGAUUAUCAGAAGUAUUUAGAUAAAGGAGGUUCUAUUGUAUAAAUUCCCUAAUCCUAGCCUAAUGUAGAAAAGAGAAAUUGAUAGAAUUCAUUAUCUUAAAUUCCACUAAAUGAAUUUGUUAUUUAGAUUUAUGUUACAUGAUUUUUAUCCCUUUUAGAGUUUUUCUCAGUGUUAUUCUUUAUUGAGAUCUAAUCUACUUCUUAAUUCUUUUCUCAAUCGAUUUUAAAGAAAAUUGUUUCUUUUAAAUUCGAGAAGUAAAAGAUAAUUGUAUGUAUCUUUUAGUUAAUAUUUUAACUUCAUUUAUUCAAAAUAAUACUUUAUUAGUGUAAAUUAAAUUUUAUUUAAAUUAUUUUAAUCUGAAAGAGAUACGUUUUUAGAGACUUCUAUAUACAAAUUGACUGUGCAAUGUAUCCUAUUGCAUUUUUUGCUAUUAAUGUUGCAUUUUAUUUACAUUAGAAAUGUACAUUCCAUAUUUGUAUAUAAAAAAGAAUUAUAUAUUAUAUGUUUUUUUUAAAGCUAAUUCUACUAAUGCUACCGUCCAUUAUAAUUUUGUGGAACUAGAUUAAUUUUAGAGUGUCCAUUUUGUUUAUUAAAAAUGUCGUAAGACAAAGUGUCGUUUGUAACAACUUGCCUACCAAAUAUUUAGUUCCAUACUUUGUUUAGAAUAAUUUACACAUAAGCAGAUUUCAUACUAACUUUCCGAUGAAUUAGAAUGUACAAUUCUGUUUUCUUCUAAAAAUAUACUUUUUUCUCGAACUACUAAUUUAAAACAUCUUUACAUUAAUUAUCUUAAUAGUAUUAAUUAAAGUUGUUUAAAAUAAUUAAUAUCAGCAAAAAAAAUUUUUCUUAAAAAAAUAUCAAUUGCGUUUUAGAAAUUUUUAAUUUUAUAAAAAUGAAAUCAAUCAUAAUAUUCGCUUGUAAUUGCAACUCCUAAUUAUAGUAUUUCUAACUUUCGUAUUCAUCACAAAUAUGUAACAGUAUUUUGUUUUAUAUUAGUCAUUUAUUGAAUAUAAAUAAUGCCUAUAUGCAUAGGUUUCCUACACUUUCCAUUUAAUUUCUUUAAACCAAAGAUAUUAGUUUUCGAGCAUACCAGAAUUUUCAUAAAUAUUCUGAGUAAUAAUUAUCAGAUUUCUUAUUUACUACUGCUUCUUAUAAAAUGCAGCCAACUUAAAGCAACAUUUGAAUUUAAAUUUAUUUGUACAUUUUAUACUUUUGCUUUAUUGAAUCUCAGUAUUGUAUUCCUUAUUUUAUAUUCUAUUUACCAUCUCCAAUUGUAGGGUAUGUUCUCUAAAUAUCACCUUCGUCAUAGAUUUUUAGAAUUCUUUGUCAGUAUUAAACAUCUAAUAAUUUUGAAAAGUAAUUUGUAAAUGAGUAUUUAAGAAACAAGGAGUCAAGUGGAGAAAUGGUCUGGGUGACAUUUCUGUAAAAAAAAAAAAAUAUUAUUUCUUGGGGGAAAGAUUUUAGUUUAGUUUUAUUAUACAACUUUAAUUUGUUUUGAAGAGUCUCUGUGGAUGAAUGUAUUAUCACAGUUUGAGUUGAAAAUUUUGUAUGGAUUUGGCAAAAAUGUAUCAUUGUUCACAUUAGAAAGCCUUAAUCCUCUCUUUAAGCAAUAUUUGAAAGCACCAAGAGUGCUAAUGCCAAGCUUUAAACAGUUUAACUGAGUGUUAUAGAUUUCACAAAUUGAAGAGUUUAGACCAGAACUAAAAGAAACUUUUUCUUUCUCAUAUUCUGAUUCUUUUUUAAAAAAUAGAAUUAAUAGAAUGAUUAAAACUUUGAAUGAAAAUUUGAAUUCCUUGGGAGAAAAGGGAAAAUAUAUUUAAGCGUAACUUUCCUUUCAUCUAAUUUCACAUUAAUAUGUCUCUAUAAAUCUGUGUUGUCUAUUAAGUCAGCAAGUAAUGUGACAAUAUAAAUCAUUAAUAAUUUAAAAAAUUAUUUUUAAUUAGCAUUUUUUUAAUUUAAUAAUUUAAUUGGAGGAUAAUUAUUUCAGUCAAAACUUUCAAUUAUCGAAGAGACCAAAAAAAUAAAAAUAAAAUUUAAAUAUAAACAUUGGAUAGAAACAAUAUUGAAAGUGCUAAGACUGAUGAUAUUACAACUGUAGUUAAUCACUGACAAGACAAUUUUUACGGUAUAUUUCAAAGAGUAGUCAGACAAAAAAUUUGUAUUUGUUAAAAAAAAAAUUAUAUUUUUAUUCAAAAUUCUAAAAAUUAUGACAAACAUUUGAAUUCAAUAAAAUUAUAGUGUGAAAUAUGGAUAAUUUAUAAAUUUUCUACAAAUUUUUUAUUUUUAAAUAAAGAAAGCUUAACUUUGUACUGUGUGUAAAUAAGAGUCAAACAAUGUGAAAAAGCUUGAAUAACAUCACAUACCAGACAUAUUAGUGUUUCCUUUCCAUAUAAUGAAUCACCUUCAAGUAUUGAAAAGCAGAGAACAGUUUCUGCAUUUUGACACUAAGAUGAUACUUCAUUACUGUGAAAAAAAAAUGGUUGUUUUAUGCGAUGCUUUAAUUUUGCUUUAAUUUUGCUUUAAUUUCAUAUUCAGUUUCUUUUUUACCUACUACAUACAUCAGAAAUGCACUUAAUACCUUCUAUUCAAGGAGAGACAUUUUGUAAAUAAAGACAAAUACUUUUUCUAACAAAUAAAUUAAAGUUCUGGCCCUUCAAAAAAGUUAGGGUCAAUUUCUUUUUGUGUGCUAUAUCCUGACAAAUGUACAAGAAAUACAAAUUAAUAAACCUAAAAGUUAAUUUACUGAAAUAUCACUUAGAACCUUCUACCGCUUGACUCUCUAAAUAAUUUUAAAAUUCAGAAUUAUAAAAAUUUGCUUUCUGUUGACAAUUGAUGAAUUUACUAUGACUUUUGUAGCCAGUGAGUAUAUAGAUUUAAAACACUCACCACUCUUGGAGAUACUUUUUCAUAUUGGGCGGCAAGUCUUUGUAUGGUAAAAAAAGCAAAAUGAAGGACAUAUUGUCAGAUAUUGAUGUUUUCUGUUUUUUAUCCUCAAUUAUUUGCAACAAUACUCAUGAUUUUAUUUUGGUGUAAGAAUUCUAAAAACACAUGCUAAGUAUUGUUUAGAGAACACUUUUUAAAUAUAGAAAUGUUUGUAUUUAUUUGAAAUGCCUUUUUUCCGAAAUACAGGGUAUUGAUGUUAAAUUUUUAAAAUAUACAUUUUUGUUAUAUAUUUCGGUUUUUAAUGAUAAAUAAUUGUUAAAGUUGAUUUCAAGUUAAAUCCAGACGUUAAUGUUAAUUAUCCAGCAUGUUAAAAAAAAAAAAGAAAAAUUGUGAUACUUCAGUAUGCAGAUCUGUGAUUUAUGUAUGAGUGUAAAUAUAUUUUAGAAAUAAAUACAUUUUAUACACCUUUAAA